AUGGUUAAAGCCAAGAAAUGGGUCGUUAAAAAAUACUUCGACGGAGUUCCCAUGAAAUCAGACUUUGAGAUCGUGGAGUAUGAACUGCCACCUCUAAAAGACGGUGAGAUAUUGCUCAAAACUGAAUGGAUCAGCGUGGACCCUUAUCUGCGAGCUUACAACCGGAAUUACCCGCUACCGUACGACCAAUUCAGUUUCCAAGUUGGAGUAGUGCAAGAGACCAAAAAUACAAAUUACCCGGUAGGCACUAGAGUCGUCACCCACAAAGGUUGGUGCGACUACGUCAUUGUGAAAGAAGCGAAGCCUGUGCUAGGUGAAGUCCAGAAAGAGAUAUUGUACAAGUUGCCCGAUUUGCAAGGCCUGUCUCCAUCAUUAGGAGUGGGCGCAGUUGGAAUGCCCGGAGUCACAGCUUAUUUCGGAUUCCUAGAGAUUUGUCAGCCUAAAGCUGCCGAAACAGUCGUCGUUACCGGAGCGGCAGGCGCCGUGGGAUCCCUCGUUGGACAAAUAGCAAAGAUCAAGGGUUGCAAAGUCAUCGGCUUCGCUGGGACGGACGCGAAAUGCCAGUGGUUGGAACAGGAGCUCGGUUUCACCAAAGCCUUGAAUUAUAAAAAGGUAGAUGCACAAUCAGCUUUGAAAGCUGCUGCCCCUCAAGGCGUGGAUUGCUACUUCGACAACGUUGGUGGUGAACUGAGCAGUAUAAUCAUUGGGCAAAUGAAUUCAAGAGGCAGAGUUGCCGUUUGCGGCAGCAUCAGCGCUUACAACGAGGACCCAAAAAAGAUGCCGAAAGCUACAAUUUUACAACCACCUAUCGUAUUCAAACAAUUGAAGAUUGAAGGUCUUAUGGUCUGGCGUUGGUUGGAUCGUUGGUCGGAGGGAUUCACUCAACUAGUCUCUUGGAUAAAGAGCGGGCAACUGAAAGCCGCGGAACAUAAGACGGUAGGAUUCGAUAAACUGUAUGAUGCAUUUGUUGGAAUGUUGGCGGGAGAAAACACUGGAAAAGCUGUCGUUAAAGUUUGAAAUUAAUAAAUAGGCCUUAAAUACAUACAUAUAAUAUUUACAGAAAACCAACUUAAGAUUUUUUUUUUGUGUCCAGCUUAAUUUGUAGAAAACGUGAAUAUGUACCUAUAAAAAUUAUAU
Molecule: messenger RNA, 1137 nt
Organism: Maniola jurtina (meadow brown)
Lineage: Eukaryota; Metazoa; Arthropoda; Insecta; Lepidoptera; Nymphalidae
Product: prostaglandin reductase 1-like
Exons: 1
Coding region: 1-1017 (338 amino acids)
Biological process (GO): prostaglandin metabolic process
Cellular component (GO): cytoplasm
Molecular function (GO): 2-alkenal reductase [NAD(P)H] activity; 15-oxoprostaglandin 13-reductase [NAD(P)+] activity
Source: RefSeq, a predicted model, not a curated record